This is a messenger RNA of Macrobrachium nipponense, 5226 nucleotides long. RefSeq names its product collagen alpha-1(I) chain-like. The transcript has 5 exons. NCBI's taxonomy places the organism in Eukaryota, Metazoa, Arthropoda, Malacostraca, Decapoda, Palaemonidae. The record is from RefSeq and is a predicted model, not a curated record. Bases 1 to 5226 code for a protein of 1741 amino acids.
AUGGACCGGCUGCCUCCGCCCGCCAGGCGUCCCGGGGACCGGCGGGCCCGCCCGCCAGGCGUCCCGGGGACCGGCGGGCCUCAGCCGCCAGGUCCAGGGGGGACGGCGGGCACCUCCGCCCGCCAGGACGUCCCGGUACCGGCGGGGCUGCCUCAGCCCCACCAGGACGUCCCCGGGAACGGGGCCGGCGGGCCUCCGGCCACCCUCCAGGCAGUUCCCGGGGGAGGACCCCGCGGGCCCUCCGCCCUCCGGCCCGUCUCCGGGGACCCGGUCGGGCCUCCGCCCGGGGGCAAGGGGUCCCUGGGUACCCGCCGGGCCCUCCGCCCGGCCAAGGCCCGGGGGUCCCGGGGACCGGCCGGGGGGGCCUCCGCCCGCCAGGCGUCCCGGGGACCGGCGGGCCUCCACGCGCCAGGCGUCCUGGUGACCGCGGGCAGCGGCCCGCCAGGCGUCCCGGGGACGGGCGGGCAGAGGCCCGCCAGGCGUCCCGGGAACGGGUGGGCCUCCGCCCACCAGGCCCGUCCCCUUGGACCGGGGGGGCCCCAGAGGCCCGCCUGCGUUCCCAUGGACCUGGGUGGGGGGCAGAGGCCGGCCCGCCAGGUGUCCCUGGGACGGGCGGGCAGAGGCCCGCCAGGCCUCCCGGGACGGGCGGGGGCAGAGGCCCGCCAGGCCUCCCGGGGACAGGCCGGGGCCCCGGGGAGGCCCGGGCACCCGCCUCCCCGGGGACGGGCGCAGAGGCCCGGCCCAGGACCACCCCGCCUCCCGGGGACGGGCGGGGCCAGAGAGGCGGGCCCGCCAGGCGUCCCCGGGACGGGCGGCUGCGGAUGGCCCGCCAGGCCCCGGUGGGACGCCGCCAGGAGGGCGGAGGCCGCCCGUUCUCCGGGACCCGACGCCUGGCGAGCGGGAGGCCCGCCUCUGCCCCCGUACGGGAGCCUGCGGGUGGCGGGCGUGAGGGCUGCCCGCCGGUCCCCGGGACCGCCUGGCGGGUCUGGCCCGGGCGGGGAGAGGGGAGGGGCCUGCCGGUCCCCGUUUUCCCCGGAACGCCUGGCGGGCGGCCAGGCCCGCCGGUCCCCGGGAGGGGCCCGCCUGGUCCCCGGGAGCCUGGGGGCGGAGGCCGAACCGCCCCCAGGUCCCCUGGGUCCCCGGGGACGACCUGCGGGCGGAGAGGCCCGCCGGUCCCCGGCCCCAAGGGGACGCCUGGCGGGCGGAGGCCCGCCGGUCCCGGGACGCCUGGCGGGCGUGGCCGGGCAGCCCGCGGUCCCCGGGACGCCUGGCGGGCGGAGGCCCGCCGGUCGCCGGGACGCCGCCGGUCCCCGGGACGCCUGGCGGGCGGAGGCCCGCCGGUCCCCCUGGACGCCUGGCGGGCGGAGGCCGCUUGUCCCCGGGACGCUUGGCUGGGCGGAGGCCCGCGGGCGGGACGCCUGGCAGGCGGAGGGACGCACCGGACGAGCCCUGCCCGGGACGCCUGGGGAUGGCCCAGCCCGUCCCCGGGACGCCUGGCGGGCGGAGGGACGCCUAGCGGGCGGAGGUCCGCCGGCCCCCGGGACGCCUGGGCGGGCACCGCCGGUCCCCGGGACGCCUGGUCGGGCGGAGGCCCGCUGUCCCGGGACGCCUGGCGGGCGGAGGCCCGCGGGUCCCCGGGACGCCUGGCAGGCGGAGGGCGGAGGGCCCGCCGGCCCCGGACGCCUGGCCCGGGCGGGGGAGGCCCCCCGUCCCCAGGGACGCCGGCGGGCGGUAGGCUCGCCGGCUCCCGGGAUGCCAGGCGGGCGGAGGCCCGCCGGCCCCGGGACUCCUGGCGGGCGGAGGCCCGCCGCCCCCGGCGGGACGCCUGGCGGGCGGAGGCCGCCGCCCCCGGGACGCCAGGCGGGCGAGCCCGCGGCCCCCGGGACGCCGCCAGGAGGGCGGAGGCCCGCCGUCUCUGGGACGCCUGGCGAGCGGAGGCCCGCCGGCGGGACGCCGCGGCUGAGGCAGCGCCGGUCCCCGGGACGCCUGGCGGGCGGAGGCCCGCCGGUCCCCACGCCAUGGCGGGCGGAGGCCCGCCGGGUCCCCGGGACGCCUGGCGGCGGAGGCGCCGGUCCCCGGGACGCCUGGCGGGCGGUGGCCCGCCGGAUCCCCGGGACGCCUGGCGGGCGGAGGCCCGCCGGUCCCCGGGACGCCUGGCGGGCGGAGGCCCGCCGGUCCCCGGACGCCUGGCGGGCGGAGGCCCGCCUGGUCCCCGGGACGCCUGGCGGACGGAGGCCCCGCCCGUCCCCCACCCCGGACGCCUGGCGGGCGAGGCCCGCCGGUCGGGACGCCUGGUGGGCAGAGGGCCCGCCGGUCCCCGGGGAGCCUGGCCGGGUGGAGGCCCGCCGGUCCCCGGGACGCCGGCGGGCGGAGGCCCGCCGGUCCCCCGGGCCCCCUCGCCUGGCGGGUGGAGGCCCGCCCGGUCACCGGGACGCCUUGCGUAGGGAGGCCCGCCGUCCCCGGGAAGCCUGGCGGAGGCCCGCCCGUCCCCGGGACGCCUGGCGGGCGGAGGGCCCGCGGCCCCCGGACGCCAGGCGGGCGGAGGCCCGCCGGCCCCCGGGACGCCAGGACGGAGGACCUGGGCGUGCGGAGGCCCUGCCGGUUCCCCGGGACGCCUGGCGGGCGGAAGGCCCGCCGGUCCCCGGGACGCCUGCGGGCGGAGGCCCGCGGUCCCCCGGGGAGGGGGCCCGGUACCCGCGGCAGCCUGGCGGGCGGUGGCCAGGUUCCCCCAGGGACGCCUGGCGGGACGGAGGCCCGCCCGCCCCUGGCGGGCGUAGGCCCGCCGGGUCCGGGCGGACCGCCUGGACGGGCCGGAGGCCCGCCGGUCCCCGGGACAGCCUGGCUGGGCGGAGGCCGCCGGUCCCCGGACGCCUGGCGGGCGGGAGGCCCGCUUUGUCCCCGGGACCGACCUGGCGGGCGGAGGCCCUGACCGGGGUCCCCGGGACGCCUGGGCUAGGCGGAUACGGCCAGGCCCGCCCGUCCCCGAGGGACGCCUGGGGAGAUGAGGCCCGCCCGUCCCCGGGACGCCUGGCGUGCGGAGGCCCGCCGGCCCCCGGGACGCCUGGCGGGUCGGUAGGGACGCCUAGCGCGGAGGCCCGAACCGGCCCCCGGAGGGACGCCUGGCGGGCGGAGGCCCCAAGGCCCGCCCCGUCCCCGGGACGCCUGGCGGGCGGAGGCCCGCUUGUCCCCAGGGACCGCCUGGCGGCGGAGGCCCCGCGGGUCCCCAGGGACGCCUGGCAGGCGGAGGACCCGCCCGUCCCCGGGACGCCUGGCGAGCUAGGACCCGCCCGUCCCGGGACGCCUGGCGGCGGAGGCCCGCCGUCCCCGGACGCCUGGCGGGCAGAGGCCCCGCCGGUCCGGGACGACCCUGGCGGGCGGAGGCCCGCGGUCCCCGGGUCCGCCUGGCUGGGGGCGGAGGCCCGCCGGUCCCCGGGACGCCUUGAAGUAGGAGGCCCGCCCGUCCCCGGGACGCCUGGCGGGGGCUUCUCUGAAUCCUCUGCUUCUUAUCCUGGCAGGCGGAGACCCGCCCGUUCCCGGGACGCCUGGGGAGCUGAGGCCCGCCCGUCCCCGGGACGCCUGGCGGGGGGCGGAGGACGCCUAGCGGGCGGAGGUCCGCCGGCCCCCGGGACGCCUGGCGGGCGGAGGCCCGCCGGUCCCCGGGACGCCUGGCGGGCGGAGGCCCGCCCGUCCCCGGACGCCUGGCGGGCGGAGGCCCGCCCGCCGGCCCCCGGGACUCCGCGGGCGGAGGGACGCCUAGCGGGCGGAGGCCCGCCGGCCCCCGGGACUGCCUGGCGGGCGGAGGCCCGCCUUCUCCCGGGACGCCAGGGGCGGGCGGAGGCCCGCCGGCCCCCGGGACGCCUGGCGGGCGGAGGCCCACCGCCCCCAGGACGCCUGGCGGGCGGAGGCUCUCCGGCUCCCGGGAUGCCAGGCGGGCGGAGGCCCGUGGCCCCCGGCCCCCGGGACUCCUGGCGGGGCGGAGGCCCGGCCCCGGCCCCUCGACCGCCUGGCGGGCGAGGCCCGCCGGGGCACCCCGAGGACGCCCCAGGCGGGCCCCCGGGAGGCCCGCCGGCCCACCGGGACGGCCGCCAGGAGGGCCCGGAGGCCCGGCCCGGCCCUCUGGGACGCCUGGCCUAUCGGAGGCCCGGACGGGCCCAAAGGCCCCCCGGGACGCCCCUGGGAUGGGCCCUGAGGCCCGGCCGGUCCCCGGGACCCUGGCCCGGGCCGGUAGGCCCGCCGGUCCCCCGGGACGCCUGGCGGGUCGGAGGGGGGGGGCCCACCGGUUUCCCCGGGGACGCCUGCGGGCGGUGGCACCGCGGUCCCCGGGGACGGGCCUUGGCGGGGGCCGGAGGGGGGGGGGCCCCGGCCGGUCCCCGGAACGCCUUUGGCUGGGGGGCGGAGGCCCGCCGGUUCCCCGGGACGGCCUGGGCCACGGAGGCCCGGGGGGGGGCCGGGGGGGGUCCCCGGGACGCCUGGCGGACGGGGAGGACCCGCCCUCCCCCGGGGGGACGCCUGGCGGGCGGGGGAUGCCCGCCGGGUCCCCGGGACGCCUGGAUUGGGCAGAAGGCCCGACCGGUCCCCGUGGACGCCUGGCGGGUGGGAGGCCCGCCGGGAGGACGCCCCUUGCCCGGGCCGGGAGGCCCGCCGGUCCCCGGGUCGGCCGGCGGGUGGAGGCCCGCCGGUUCCCCGUGGUACGCCUGGCGGGCGGGAGGCCCGCCGGUCCCCGGGACCCCGGGCUGGCGGGCGGAGCCCCGCCGGUCCCCGGGACGGGCCUGGCGGGCGGAAGGCCCGCCGGUACCCCGGGACGCCUGUUCGGGCGUUGGCCCGCCGGUCCCCGGGACGGCAUGGCCGGGCCGGAGGCCCGCCGGUCGCCCCGGGCACCUGGCCGGUCGGGGCCCGGGCCGGGUCCCCGGGAACAAGGCCCUGGGGGCCCGGAGGCCCGGCCCGGUCCCGGGGACGCCCAUGGCGGGGGCGGAGGCCCGUCGGUCACCCCCGGGACGCCUGGAGGGACCGGAGGCCCGCCCGGGCCCACGGGACGCCUGGCGGGCGGAGGCCCGCCGGUCCCCCGGGACGCCUGGUAGGGAGAGGCCGCCGGUCCCCGGACGCCUGGGCGGGUGGAGGCCCGCCCGGGUCCCCGGGACGCCUGGCGGGCGGAGGCCCGCCGGUCCCCGGGUCGGCAUGGCGUGGGUGGAGGCCCGCCGGUCACCCCGGGACGCCUUGCCCGGUUAG